Carassius gibelio (silver crucian carp) is the source of this 837-nucleotide messenger RNA. RefSeq names its product cGMP-dependent 3',5'-cyclic phosphodiesterase-like. The coding region runs from base 352 to 837 and encodes 161 amino acids. The record is from RefSeq and is a predicted model, not a curated record. Lineage: Eukaryota; Metazoa; Chordata; Actinopteri; Cypriniformes; Cyprinidae. The transcript has 6 exons.
AAGAAGUCAAUCAAAAAUAUAUUUUAUAUUAUUUAAAAAGGACUUUCGGUGCUGUGCAUGUUUGUGCGUACAAAAUGUUUUGCAUUGCAAGAACAAACUUUGUCUCGCUCAUGUUGAGAAAUGGUUAAGUGGACAUGCUAAUAAUCGGUGCACAUGAGGUGGCGUGCUGGAGGUCAAAGGUCAAACAGUUUCAAAGAGAGAUGAGUGAUCGUCCUUGUGCCAGAGUCUUCAAAGACAGAAGACGCGAGACGAUAACAUUCAUUUCCGUAAUGGCGUGACAUUUGCAGAGGCUCAGGGUUAAACUCAUCAUAGUUGUAUUUCCAGAGGAUUCAUUAACCUCUGACCCUUCGGAUGGUCACUAUAAAUGAUUUAUUUGUUUAUUUAUCUGUGUCUGUGUUUUUAUUUUCCCAGGAUGCAUUGCUGCAGUUGGCCUCCGUUGUUGAUGUCAGCAGCCUUCAGACGACCAUCAAAGAUGUGCUCAGAGUUGUCCUGCCAGACGUGGAGUGUGUGUUCGUGUACCUGUUGGAGGCGGAGUCUCGGCUGCGAUGUGAGGAUCCGCCCCAUGAGGUGCCACCAGAGGGCAAGCUCAGAGACGCAGUGAAGCAGCAGAAGAGACUGCAGUGCUCCGGCCUGCCAUCAGCAGAACUACACCAGAACCAGAGCGGCUCACUGAGCACACCGCUGCCGGCCCACAGACAAGCGCUCGUGAUUCCUCUGGUGGACGGUGACGAAGGGAAGGUGAUCGCUCUGAUUCUGCUCUGCUGUAAACCACUGACAGAACAAGAUGAACAAAACCUCACCAUCCUGGAGAAACAUCUUCAGUUGAGGAAAGAAUAG